AAAACAAAUCACCACUGAGAUUAUAAAUAAUUGAACAACCCUAUUCAAGUCUUGCAUAACCAAUCAAAUCAAAAAACAAUGGCAGCAAGUGGAGAAGAGAAGAAGAUUUCAACCAGUGAGCUAAUGGCAAGUGCAAAGGUAGUAGCAGAGGCAGCACAGUCAGGUUUUGGGAAAGAUUUAGACAAAGACAAGACAGCAGAAGCUGCUGGUGAUCUUCUAGAUGCAGUUGGUCAGUAUGCUAAAUUGGAUGAUCAGAAAGGUGUAGGAUCAUAUGUUGAUAAAGCUGCUGAUUAUCUGCAUAAGUAUGAGAACACUACUACUGCUACUCCACCAGCUUCUAAACCUGCAGAUCAGCCCAAAAGUGAUGAAGCUGCUAAGCCUGAAGGUGAAGGAUCAGGUGGGAUUGGUGGACUAGGUGGUGAUUUUGCUAAGGUUGCUGGAGGUUUCUUUAAAUGAACAAAAUCAACUGAUUUGGUUUCAGCAUGCAUAUUCUUGUGUGUUGAUUAAUAAGGACACUUUAUUUGCCGUCCCUUUCAUUAUUAUUAUGUUGGUAUCUUAUCAUAUAAUUCAUAUAGGAUAGGAUAUAGUAAUGUGUGAUAAUGGAUCAAAUAUGUAAGGUAUGGUAACAGAGUUUGUUCUGCUCUCUACUUUAUUAUAGUUUGAACCAAGAUCAUGGCUAUGUAGUUUGUUUAUGUUUUUCCUAAUUCUGUUGCACAUAUAUAUUAAGAAAAUAGGGGUGAACUUCAAUCCUGUUUCCUUUCUAGUAUUUUGUUCUCUUUUGGCUUCA
Medicago truncatula (barrel medic) is the source of this 787-nucleotide messenger RNA. RefSeq names its product nodulin-related protein 1. Gene Ontology annotation, biological process: response to heat; regulation of abscisic acid biosynthetic process. NCBI's taxonomy places the organism in Eukaryota, Viridiplantae, Streptophyta, Magnoliopsida, Fabales, Fabaceae. The coding region runs from base 79 to 456 and encodes 125 amino acids. The record is from RefSeq and is a predicted model, not a curated record. The transcript has a single exon.